Molecule: messenger RNA, 4130 nt
Organism: Homarus americanus (American lobster)
Lineage: Eukaryota; Metazoa; Arthropoda; Malacostraca; Decapoda; Nephropidae
Product: anoctamin-4-like
Exons: 25
Coding region: 646-4032 (1128 amino acids)
Biological process (GO): chloride transmembrane transport
Cellular component (GO): plasma membrane
Molecular function (GO): chloride channel activity; protein dimerization activity
Source: RefSeq, a predicted model, not a curated record
UGUUGAGUGGAGGCUGGCGGCGCGAUGACCCCCUCAUUCAUACACCAACUGUGGUUAUGAGAGGAGGGGGGCGACAGCAAGAUCCCAAUGAUAAGAUACGUUUGUGUUUUUAUGUGGAAAAGAUACCACACGUGACUGAAAAAAAAGAUUAACUGCUUCUGCGUUGUUAUCUACACCCAAGUGACUGUAGAAGCAGACAGCCUCCCUCAUCUGUGUGAUGGACUCAAACCUCCCACGCUGAUAAACUCGAAUGAUGUGCAGGAUUUUAAUUUUAUUUUCUGCGUAGAAACUAAGAAAUAGUGAACGGUGUUUAGAGACUUAGCCCUUGGAAUACCUAAAUAAAUUCGAACACGAACGACGAAAAAAGAAAGACUACUUUUCAUUAUUAAACAGAAAAGUUGUCAAGUGUGGGACUAAGACUUAGUGAACGGUGCUGAAAGACCCAGGCCCUUGAAGCAUCCUAGUACUUUAAAACUACAAUAGUGCAAGUUAGACAUGCGUAGAAGCAUAGUGUACGGAAUCUCUUGAACAUAAGCACUAUGGCUAGGACGGACUGACACCACAUAUUGAAAAAUGGCGACAGAAGGUGAGGUGGUGGUCCCUGGCGGUGUGCGGUGUAGCCUUUGAGGUGAGGGAGAAGCGAGCAUGUUCCAAGUAGUCAUGGACUCUAUGUUCCACCUGUACAACGCCUACAAGAACAUCAUGAACCUCACCAGUGACCAAGUUGGUGGGAGGACCACUAUGUCUCGGCCGGAGUCUGGGGUGAGAGAGGAUGCUUUGGAGAGUGGGCUUGAGGAGCUCAACCCACGGUCACUCCAGCGGCUGCACCAGGUCCUACAGGUGCAGCAGUGGGAGGAAAAGGAAGAGGAGGAAAGUCGCCACAACGAUAAUUCUUUGGACGAGGUGGGCGACAACGAAGAGGAGGUGGAACAACAACAGUGCGGGGCGCGCGUGUCUGAACCCCCAUCCCCCGUGGAGGAGGACCAAGGAGCGGGGGCGGCAGCGGUAGCAGAGGCGGAGUCUUCGGGUACAUCGCCAGUGUCAGAUCCUUCCUGGGAAACGGUGAAGGUUUGUCAAGACGUGCUGUUUCCUGAGCCGUGUGCCCCAACGCUCGCUAUGAAGACUGAUAAAACGAACACUGCGUCCCUCAGGGAGUUACAGAGCAGCGUGUCCUACGAGAGCGUGCAGCUGCCGGGGAGCAUCAUGGACGAGACGAGGGUCCUCACCUCUGCCGACGCCCUCCAGGCCAAGUACGAGAGGUACAACGACCCCUUCAUGAUCCGCAAGGACACGGACGAUCGUCAGGUGAGGAAGACGGUGGAGACCCUCUUCUUCCGGGACAACAAGCGGAGGAUCGACUAUGUGUUGGUGUACAGGGAGGAGGACGACCCGGCCAAGGUGGAGAUGCGGAAGGCCUUCGAGGAGAACCUGCUCGAGAAGGGCCUUGAGCUGGAGACCGAGGACAAGAACCAAUCCCAAGACGGCGAGACUUACUUUGUCAAGAUCCACGCCCCCUGGGAUCUGCUGGUGCGCUACGCUGAGAUUAUGAACCUGAAGAAGCCAAUUAAGAAAUUUAUUGUCAUACGCGGAGGUGAAGUUUGGAAGGAUGACAUGGAGAAGAAGAAGCGGGGUUUCUUCUCGUGGUUGGGCAUGAAGGAUCCCUUUCAGUACAACGAGGAUGUCAUCCCUCAGGAACCAACGUACUUCACCACGGGUUUCACCAGAUCCAUGACGGAACAGUCGCAUCUGGAGGACAUUCCCUGCUUCCGUCUGGUGUACACGCCGUCGGGGUCCAAGGGUGAGCUGACGGGCUUCCACAAGACCCUGGCCGAGAAAGGGUUCAUCAUCAAGGACCGAGAGUCGUUCUUCACGCCGUCCCAGAGGAGCCAGAUCGUAUGGGAGAUUCUUCUGAGGGUGCAUUACUCUGACGCUGAGCUAGAUACAUUCAAACUCCGGAGUGUGGGCGUCUCUCGGCUGCUCUCUACGAGCACUUACGAAGCUGCUUUCCCACUCCAUGAUGGCCGCCACGACAAGGAUGGUCCUGAUGGUUCUCUGUGUGACCGACGGCUGCUGUUCUUAGAGUGGGCGUACUACGGUAACUGGUACAAGAAACAACCUCUGCAUGUUAUACGGCGGUAUUUUGGGGAUAAAAUGGCUCUCUACUUUGCCUGGCUGGGCUUCUACACGGAAAUGCUCAUCCCAGCCUCCAUCCUCGGUGCCUUCACCUUUCUCUGUGGCCUCUUCAUCAUGUACUCAGACUUCAACAAGCCCAGUGAGGAGAUAUGUACCAACAAGACAGACUCCCUGAUUAUGUGUCCACUCUGUGACAAACUCUGUGACUUCUGGAAACUUGAAGACUCCUGCCUCAACUCCCGCAUCACCUUCCUCUUUGACAACCCUGCCACUGUCUUCUUUUCUAUUGCCAUGUCCUUCUGGGCUACGAUGUUCUUGGAGCUGUGGAAGCGGAAACAGGCAGUCAUUCAGUGGCAGUGGGACCUGGAUAACUAUGAAGAGGAAGAGGAACUGCGUCCAGAGUUUGAAGAGAAGGUCACCACAACAAGAAUUAACCCGGUCACUAAUAAGCCCGAGCCAUACCUGCCUUUAUUGAAUCAAAUCACCCGCUUAGUGGCUGCUAACUCCUUAGUUCUUUUGAUGCUGUUUGUAGUGAUGGCUGCAGUUUUCAGUGUGAUCCUGUAUCGCAUGGCUGUGAUUAUAGCCAUGUACCAAACCACUUCUGACCUCUUCAGGCGCAAUGCCAAGCUUGUCACGUCCAUGACUGCUGCUUGCCUCAACCUCAUGGUCAUCAUUAUACUCAACUUUUUCUAUGAGAAGUUGGUCGUGUGGUUGACAAACCUUGAGGUGCCAAGGACAGAGACAGAGUAUGAGGAUUCUUUCACCCUCAAGAUGUUUCUCUUCCAAUUCAUCAACUUCUAUUCCUCUCUCAUCUAUAUUGCCUUCUUCAAGGGUCGCUUCUUCUAUCACCCGGGAGACGCAGAUGCACGCACUAAUCUGCUGAUGAAACUGCGUUAUGAUAUGUGUGACCCAGCUGGUUGUCUCUUUGAAUUAUGUGUCCAGCUGGCCAUCAUCAUGGUUGGAAAACAGAUUUUCAGUAAUGUCCUUGAAAUCAUCUUCCCGAUAAUGCGUGUUUGGUGGAACAAACGGACAGGACACGACAACCAAAUGAGUGAAGCAUACACACGUUGGGAACAAGACUAUGACUUGGCCCCUUACACACGCCUCUCUCUCUUUAAUGAGUACCUCGAAAUGGUAAUCCAGUAUGGGUUUGUGACAUUAUUUGUGGCAGCGUUCCCUUUGGCACCAAUUUUUGCCUUGCUAAACAAUAUUGUGGAGAUCCGUCUUGAUGCAUACAAGUACCUGACAAAGUGCCGUAGACCUCGGUCAGAGAGGAUCCAAGACAUCGGUAUCUGGUUUGGUAUCCUGAAGGGCAUCACGUACUUCUCUGUAUUUACUAAUGCAUUGGUUAUUUCAUACACAAGUGACUUUAUUCCUCGGCUCGUCUAUAUGUAUGGCUACUCACCUGGGCGGAACACACUUGAGGGUUAUAUAGAAAAUACUCUCUCAGUGUUCAACACCUCUGAGUAUACUGAUGAAAUGGGGCCAGAAAACCGCACCGGCUGGCCAGAAACAUGCCGCUACAGAGCUUACCGUAAUGGUCCAAAUGACGAAAACCCGUAUGGCUUCAACCAGCAGUUUUGGCAUGUAUUCACUGCACGUCUGGCCUUCAUACUAAUUUUUGAGCAUGUGGUGUUUCUCCUCACUGGGGCAGUAGCAAUGGCUAUUCCUGAUGUACCUGUUGAAGUUAAAAACCAGAUGAUGAGAGAGAAAAAGGUUGAAAAGGAAACCCUAUUUAAAAAUGAAAUGCAGAAAAUGCAACAUGAAAGGCAUGUCCGUCAGGUGUUGUCGCCUGAUGACCACCUCAACAUAGAUCUCGGAGAAGGCCUUAUUACUCGAGCGAGUUCAAGGAACAACAGCCCUACUCCCUCAGCCUUCUUAAGGGACCAUAGAUCUUAGGAUAAUGCCUUUAGAUCUUAGGCUAAUUUCUUUUGUGUUUUAUAUUGAUGUAUUUUGAUGUUUGUACAUUUAUAGUAUCACCUUGUAAAUGAUAUUAA